Molecule: messenger RNA, 2036 nt
Organism: Leptomonas pyrrhocoris
Lineage: Eukaryota; Euglenozoa; Kinetoplastea; Trypanosomatida; Trypanosomatidae
Exons: 1
Coding region: 45-2036 (663 amino acids)
Source: RefSeq, a predicted model, not a curated record
AGUUUAUCAAGAACGCACGCCUUGAAAAUUGCAGAGCUCUUGCAAUGCAGCGCACACGUUGUUCCCUCCUCAACUUUGUGCUGGACACGCCGUCCAAGCAGCUGAGGGCCACGUCGCGGAAGGUGGAGCAUUGGCGUACACGUCAUCUGAAGGAAAGCAAGGAGACGACGAAUUCCUAUCACAAGGAGCAGUACAUCAACGCUUUCCUUGAGGCGCAAAGUGCGGCGAUGAUGCAUCGCCACGCUGUAGAAGUCGCACCGAGCGCACAGGCGGCCCUCACCCGCAGCUCGAGUGUCCUCACCGCCUCCCGCGAGCUCACGGCACUGGCCCUGGAGCUGGAGGCGAAGUACAGCGGGAAAGCAACGGCGGCUUCUCACUUUUCACUCAUGCAAUCGGACGAGGCGCUGCCGCGUCGAUCUCUGGAAGCGUCGAGAGGGCAGUCCGCUUCGUGCGUCGCCCCCAUCGAGUUCGGCGCGUGGCGCAGUGCCGCUGCCACUGAUGCACGUCUCCGCCAAAAGAUUCGCUCCGUCGAUGUGGUGCGGCACUGCGUGAUUCGUGAAGCCCGCACCCCACCGGAGUUGUCGCCGGAAGUGAUUGAACGUGCAUUACCGCGUCGACCCCCGCCCGCCGUGCAGCGCCUUCUCGCGUUUGUGCAGUCGCGCAGCUUCCGUGCCGCGACGACGCCGGUGGAGAUGGACCGGCUGUGCUGCGGGUUCACCGCCGCGUUGCGCGCCUUGAAGCACUCCCGGGAGCUGCAGAAGAGCGUGGCUCUGUUUGUUGUCUUCUCGCUGAGCUGCUACCGAGAGUGGAGCACCGCCGCUCCGUUCGUGCUGUGGCUGCACGCGCAGUGGCCGUCGCUGGCAAACUUCCCUGCCGCCGCAUCACCGUCAGCCGUAGACCCUGCAAUGCUGCACGUGGCCGACUCCUCACACUUUGUAGCUCUGCUCUUCGACACGCUGCGUUGGGCGUCUGCCGUGAAUGCCGCGCUUCUGCCCACUCUCGAAGAGGCGGAGCUCUUUUGUGACGCGGCUCACCGAGCACUUGCGGAAAGCACCGGAGGCGGUGGGGUGGUGGAUGAGAAGGAUCACGACGGUCCGUUGUGGAGUCCAGUGGUGGCCGCUCCGCUGCUCUCCGUUGUGGGCCUGCGGGAAGGUGUGGAUACCCCUCUUCGUAAUUCAACCCAGCAGCUGCAGCGCUUCGCUGAUCGCUAUUGCAUUCGGCGCUCCAUGCCUUCCUCUUACUACCACGAGAAGAAAAAAGCAGCGCCGCUGGCGUACAUGCCUGCUCUGGCGUGGGGGGAGUACCUACGCGCGCUGCAUCGCUGCGGUGCCUCCCUGCUGGACCUGCAAGCCGCGACUGACAACAUUACAGACGCCGGCGUGACGCGCCACGCAAGGCAGCUGCUGUCCAACACGCACGUGUGGAACGCGUACCUCGCCUGCUGCCCCGGCCCACACGCCUUGGAGGUGUACGAGAGGAAUAGAGGACGCUACCACGUGCAGGACACCCCCGCCACCAUCGCCGCCGUCAUGACGGCUUUGCUGAACGCACACACGGCGGAGACGAAUGCGCAGGCUCGCACGUUGUGGAGUCGGCUGCGGAAGGGGCAGCCAGCCAAGAAGAUGAUCACCGGCACGUGCUCUACCGUCGUCGCCCAUGCGCGGCUUCUGCAAGCCGAAGGCAACGCUGCUGCCGUGCGAGCGCUCCUGACCUCGUACGAGGACCUUUACGAGUGCUUUGGCGUACCACACGAAUGGUUCCAGCAACAGCGCAAAGAAUUGGCUGAAAGAGAAAGUAGGGGAAGAGAACGGGCCAUGGCGGACGGCCUGCGCGUGCUUCUCCGUGCCUCUGCCGCCUUCCCCCUCCUCAUCCCUCCGGCUGUGCAAGUAGCGCUUGUCCAAGCUGCACGCGAGACAGGGGAAGAGGCAGCGGGCAUUUCUGUUCGAGAGCGUGAGGUGGCACAGGACGCCGCUGCGCUCUCUUCCCCCGCUGAACCUCCAGAACUGACUGCAGAGGACCUUGCUGCGAUGAUGUGA